AUGUCUGACGUAUCAGAACAUCAAGUUCAUCCAGCUGAACAAGCUGUCGAUGACAUUAACUCAAACUCAAACUCUGUCAUCUCUACUCCAUCAAACAAAGCCGAGAGAGAUGACCUUAAGGACAUCAAUGAAGAUGCCCUUGGUGACGACGCUCUGGUCGAUAUUCCAGUAAAGCCAGCUUCCGCUUAUGUUACCGUUUCAAUCAUGUGUAUUAUGAUUGCCUUCGGUGGUUUCGUUUUCGGCUGGGAUACUGGUACUAUUUCUGGUUUCGUUAAUCAAACUGAUUUCGUUAACAGAUUAGGUCAAAAACAUGCAGAUGGUAGUCGUUACUUAUCUAAAGUCAGAACUGGUCUAGUUGUUUCUAUUUUCAACAUUGGUUGUGCUAUUGGUGGUGUUAUCUUAUCUAAGAUCGGUGAUAUCUACGGUAGAAGAAUUGGUCUGAUUACUGUUGUCAUCAUUUACAUCAUUGGUUUAAUCAUUUCCAUUGCUACUCAACAUGCUUGGUAUCAAUAUUUCAUUGGUAGAAUUAUCUCCGGUCUAGGUGUCGGUGGUAUUUCCGUUUUGUCCCCAAUGUUGAUUUCUGAAGUUUCUCCAAAGCACUUAAGAGCUACUCUAGUUUCCUGUUACCAAUUAAUGAUUACUCUAGGUAUUUUCUUAGGUUACUGUACUAACUUCGGUACCAAGAACUACUCCAACACUGUCCAAUGGAGAGUUCCAUUAGGUCUAGGUUUCGCAUGGGCUCUAUUUAUGAUUGGUGGUAUGAUGUUUGUUCCAGAAUCUCCACGUUUCUUAGUCAGUGUUGGUAGAUUUGAAGAUGCUAAGCAUUCUAUCUCUGUCUCUAACAAGGUUCCACUUGAUGAUCCCUCCGUUGAAGUCGAGUUUGCUACUUUGCAAGCUGCUGCUGAAGCUGAAAAGUUAGCCGGUGAAGCCUCUUGGGCUGAACUGUUCUCUACCAAGAACAAGAUUUUCCAACGUUUAUUCAUGGGUUGUAUGAUUCAAUCUCUACAACAAUUGACUGGUGAUAACUACUUCUUCUACUACGGUACUACAGUUUUCAAGGCUGUUGGUCUACCAGAUUCUUUCGAAACUUCUAUCGUUAUUGGUAUUGUCAACUUUGCUUCUACCUUUGCUGGUAUUUUCAUUGUUGAAAGAUUUGGUCGUCGUAGAUGUCUAUUAUGGGGUGCCGCAACGAUGACUGCUUGUUUCGUCAUUUUUGCCUCUGUCGGUGUCACAAGAUUAUAUCCAAACGGUAAGAGUGGUGCUUCUUCUAAGGGUGCUGGUAACUGUAUGAUUUGUUUCACUUGUUUCUACCUAUUUUGUUUCGCCACUUCAUGGGCCCCACUAGCUUUUGUUAUUACAUCUGAAACUUACCCAUUAAGAAUGAAAUCCAAGGCCAUGUCCUUAGCUCAAGGUUGUAACUGGAUUUGGGGUUUCUUAAUUGGUUUCUUCACUCCUUUCAUUACCGGUGCUAUCGGUUUCUCAUAUGGUUACGUUUUCAUGGGUUGUCUAUGUUUCUCCUGGUUCUACGUUUUCUUCUUUAUCCCAGAAACCAAGGGUCUAUCCCUAGAAGAAGUCGACCAAAUGUGGUUAGAAGGUGUCUUACCAUGGAAGUCUACUGAAUGGGUUCCACCAUCUAGAAGAGGCGGCGACUACGAUGCUGCCGCUAUGGCCACUGAUGAUAAGCCAUGGUACAAGAGAAUGUUGUAA
Messenger RNA from Maudiozyma saulgeensis, 1707 nucleotides. The record is from the annotation of a GenBank genome assembly. NCBI's taxonomy places the organism in Eukaryota, Fungi, Ascomycota, Saccharomycetes, Saccharomycetales, Saccharomycetaceae.